This is a messenger RNA of Vicia villosa (hairy vetch), 3496 nucleotides long. RefSeq lists its product as uncharacterized. The record is from RefSeq and is a predicted model, not a curated record. The transcript is spliced from 3 exons. NCBI's taxonomy places the organism in Eukaryota, Viridiplantae, Streptophyta, Magnoliopsida, Fabales, Fabaceae. The coding region runs from base 690 to 3110 and encodes 806 amino acids. Gene Ontology annotation, molecular function: protein dimerization activity.
UACGAAUCGCGGCUGGCGCGGCCGCUAUCGCGGCGCGGAGCGGAAAAAUGGAGUCGGCCGCUUCAGCCCUUACCGGUCCAGCGCGUUAGGGUGAUGCGGGUGUAUCGGCCGCUAUCGCGGUUCUCGAAGCGGUUCCGGCGCGGCUGUAGCGGGCGCUUCUCACAUGAAGCGGGUCGGGUAAGCCCAGUAGGUUAAAAUGUGUUUUUUUUUCACUUUUUUUGAAAUACUAAAAGCCCUAAUAUUAAAACGUGACUUGUAACGGCUCUCUGCCUCUUCUCUCACCGUCUUCUCUCACCAACGACAACUCUCCUCUUCUCUCAACAUCGCCUCUUCUCCCAUCGUCUUCUCUCACUCUCAACAUCGCCUCUUCUCUCACCGUCUUCUCUCACUCUCAACAUCGCCUCUCAACUCUCCUCUUCCUUCAUCGGCGGCAACUUUCUCAAGGUAUGAUUCUAUCUUUCUUUCCUCUAUUUCUUUCCUUCCGCUACUGUUUCUGCCAUGGUGGUGAUGAUAAGAUUCUAUUUCUUUCUUCCAUGGCUCUGUUCUGAUAUCCUUCUCUGCUAUGGCUCUGUUUUGAUAGUUAAUUUUAGGCUCUGUUCUGUCUUAUGGCUCUGUUCUGUCUUAUGGCUCUGUUUAUCUUUUGUAUGGCUCUGUUUUGAUAUGGCUCUGUUUUAUGUUCUCCAACAGCCAUGGAAACUACUCCUCCAACUACUCAGCCAUCAUCAUCUGAUGUUCCAUCUGUCGGUUCUUCUGCUGCUAAUAUCCACAUACCAAGCGGUGAUAUUGGCUGGAAAUUCAACCAUUUGAAAGAUUUGAAUAAUAAGAGGAAGGUUACAUGUAACUUUUGUAAAGAAACGUCGACCGGAGGUAUUUCUAGGGCAAAGCAGCAUCAAUUAGGAAUAAAGGGAAAUGUGAAAGCUUGCACUCAAACUCCGGAAGACGUUAAGUUGAUUUUGCAAGAGCAUGAAGAUAAAAAAUUGGCUGCAAAGAAAUCAAUGUCAGGUGACGUCCACGAAGAUGAUGAUGAGGCAUCGCACUUGCUAGAGAUAUCUAGGAUUCGAGCGGGAAAAAGGCCAGCUGAAGAGGGAAGUAUGCCGACUGCCAAGAAGAAUGUAAAAGGCCCCUUGGAUGUGAUUUACUAUCGAAAACCCGAGGAAACUUUGAAAAAAGGAAAGCAAACAAGCUUGAAUGAUGCAUGUGAUAAGAAAGCAAGAUCGAGUUGUUGCAAAUACAUAGCGCGUUUCUUUUAUCGGAAUGGAAUUGCUUUCAAUGUUGCAAAUUCUAAAAGUUUCAAAUUGAUGGUUGAAGCAAUUGGUAUGUAUGGUGCACAUUUGAAGCCUCCAAGCUACUAUGAGUUGAGAGUUCCUAUGCUUCAAGAAGAGUUGAAAUUGACACAUGAGAUGUUGAGUAGUAAUAAGAAAGAACAAGAAAAGUAUGGUUGCUCUAUAAUGUCUGAUGGUUGGACUGAUACAAAGGGAAGAACAUUGAUCAACUUUUUGGUGAAUUCUCCGGCAGGUACAAUGUUUGUUAAAAGUGUUGAUGCAUCUGCUAACAUGAAAACUGGAAAAAAGUUGUUUGAACUUUUGGAUAACUUUGUAGAAGAGAUUGGUGAAAGUAAUGUUGUGCAACUUGUUACCGAUAAUGGAAGCAACUAUGUUUUGGCUGCUAAGCAUCUUCAAAUAUCGAGGCCAAAGAUAUUUUGGACUCCAUGUGCUGCUCAUUGUCUAGACUUGAUGCUAGAAGAUAUCGGAAAAAUUGCAAGAGUCAAGAAGGUUAUACAAAAAGGAAUGACUCUCGUGGGCUUUAUUUACAACCAUUCUUUGGUUUUAAACUUAAUGAGGGAGAAACUAGAAAGUGAAUUGGUUAGAACUGGAGUCACAAGGUUUGCCACAAACUUUCUUACUUUGCAUAGAUUGCACUCUUUAAAGUCAAAAAUUAGACCCAUGUUCACUUCUGAAGAAUGGUUGAACUUGAAUGCAAGUAAGGAGGUGAAAGGAAAGAAGGCGGCUGCUAUUGUUCUUCAAGUCUCAUUUUGGGAGGAUAUUGUCUUUGCUCUUAAAGCUAUGGGGCCUCUUGUAAAAGUACUUAGGCUUGUUGACAAUGAGAAGAAGCCGGCAAUGGGAAGCAUCUAUCAUGCAAUGUUGGAAGCCAAGGAGUUAAUAAAAAAAAACUUCAACAAUGAGGCCAAGUCCAAAGAAGUCAUUGAUAUUGUUGAUAGAAGAUGGAGUAUUCAACUUCAUCAUCCGUUACAUGCAGCUGGGUAUUAUCUUAAUCCGAAGUACUUUUAUAGCAAUCCAAUGAUUGAGAAUGAUGAUAAGUUGUUGGAUGGCCUUUAUGCAUGCAUUAACAAGCUUUCUGCAAGUGAAAAAGUUAUUGAUGACAUCCAUGGAGAAUUGGCGAAAUAUAAGAUGUGUGCAGGCCACUUUGGAUUGAAUGAAGCGGUGAGGCAAAGAGCCAAUGUAGCUCCUGCUGAGUGGUGGAGGAGGUAUGGAGCAAAAACACCAAAUUUGCAACUCCUUGCUAUUAAAAUAUUGAGUCUUACUUGUAGUUCAUCGGGUUGUGAGCGGAAUUGGAGUGCUUUUGAGCAUAUUCACUCCAAGAAGAGAAAUAGACUUGAACAUCAAAUGUUGCAAGACUUGGUUUUUAUCAAGUACAAUCAAAAUUUGAAAGAGCGCUUUGAUAGCGAUGAUUUGAUUGAUCCUGUGGUUUUGGAAGAUGAUUUUGAUACUCAUAACCUAUGGUUGUUGGGAGGUGAAGAUGAGGCUCAACCCGAACCUGAGAAUGAUAUGGUGUUUGAUGGUGAGGAUUUGUCUUGGCUAGAUGUUGAAAUUGCAAGUGGUGCUGCUGAGCCUGCAAUCAACACUAGAAGCCAAGCAACAUUGCAAAAGAAUGCGGCUGCUCCUCCACCACCUCAACCACCUUCUUCAUCUAGAUCUAAGCCAAAAGCAAAGGAAGUGGUAGUAGUAGAUGAUGAAUUUGGUGAUGGAGAAUAUAUUGGAGAGGAUGAAGAGGAUGAAGAGGAUGAAGAGUGUGAAGAGGAUGAAGAGGAUGAAGAGGAUGCUAGUGAGGAAGGAAGUGAUGAUGAAGACUUAGAUUUUAAUGAUUCGUGAACUUUUAUUAGAGUUUCCGUGUUUAGUUAAUUUAAGAUUUAGAUGCUUAAGUGUUUAUUUUCAUGAAUUUUAUUGCUAUUUGAAAGUUUGUUGCAAUGUUUUGCACUUUUGAUUAAGACAUACCUUUUAAUGGUAUUUGGAAUUGGAAGUAUGGUAUUAUUUAUUUGGAAUUGGAAGUAUGGUAUAAUUUAUUUGGAAGUAUUUUAUUACUUAAAGACUUAUGAAGUUUGAGUUUAUUUUUUUAGUAUGUUUAGUAGUAUGUUUUUGGCUAGUAAGUGUCUAUUUUUUAGUGUCCGCGCCACAAAAAAAGCGCCCGCGCCGCUCCCCGCAACCGCGCCGCUCCCAUUUUGGAGUUGACCGCGCCGCGCCGCUUUCCGAUAUUAACA